AUACCAAGACACUAGCUUUGUCUUGUUAUGUGUUAGAUCUCAACUUGUCAGAGUCUGUUUUGGUCAGAGUUUCUUCCAGUUUCAGACAGUCGCACUAAAAUGGCGUUCCGCGUUUUCCUCCUCCUCUCCCUUCUCAUUUUCUCCGCUGUUUCUCCUUCUUUUGCGGCCUCUUCCUCCGACGUAGACCGAUAGACGAUGAGGAUCUCAAUGAUGAAGGUCCCGGUGAGGCACUUACUUCCCCUGUGAGUCUGAGCCAGACGAAUUCGACGGAAGACCUCGAAGUGUACGACGACGAGGAAGACGGAGAUUUCUCCGAUCUAGGUAAUCAAGUUUCGGAUACGUUCCCGGCGCAAUUACGUGGUGAUUGAGAACAACCAAUACGUCAUGGUUUAGUUCUACGCACCGUGGUGCUGCUCAAGGGAGACGGUGUCGUUUUGGCUAAAGUCGAUGAGACGGAGGAGAAUUAACUGGCUCAUCAGUAUAUCGUUCAGGGCUUCCCUAUUAUUCACCUUCUUCGUAGAUGGAGAGCACAAGCCUUUACACUGGAGGGAGGACCAAAGAAACAAUUGUGACGUGGAUGAAGAAGAUACUAAUGGUGAAGUGUGAUCCAAAGCUACGAAAAGUGUAUGUCUUGCAGAAAUACGUCACCGCAAGUUAUAUUGUAUGAUCAGAACUGUUUCAGUGGACUAGAGAAAGAUGAGGAUCAGUAGUUUUUGUUUAGACAUUCCAACUCUUUUGAUUUUGGUUUUAAAGGCCAGCUUGUACAACUGUUUAAACAAGGUCACACUACUAGAGAGUUGAACUUGAUAGGAGAAGAGCCACGUAUAUAAUUGCAUACAGUGAGUAGAACUAGAGGAACUGAUCUCAAGGGAAAGAGACUACAGUAAAUAACAAAUCCCAAACGUUUUUUUUCUUUGUUUCAUUACAUAGUUACAUUUCUUCUUAAUAUUCCUAACGCUUGUUUUCUUUGUUUCAUUACAUAGUUACAUUUCUUCUUCGGUGAAGUUGCCAGAACUUGUACAAUUAGUCAAAAGUCAACCCUUAAAAGAAAUACAAUUAACUUUACGUAGGCGUCAACAUUAAUAUAAAGUGGUUGGUUACUUGCCUUACAUUUCUGAUUAUUGACUCUAAUUAUUAUAUUUCCUUCCUUUUCAUUUGCUUCUUCUCCCUAUUAAAUAUCUAUCCUUCCAUUAGCAAAAUAAUCCAAUAUUACUAUUUGCAAAUCUCCUAAGCGUUGACUGUUAGGUGCCAACUCAUUUCUCAAGUGUCACUCAUACGAAACUUUAAGUAGAAACUGAACAAUAUGAUUUCUUGAUCUCUGUUUUCUAUACACUUCUGCACACCCUAUAUGUUAUAUAUCUCUUCUUCUUCAAGAGAGAGAGACGAGGGAGGUUGAACCUUUGAGAUGAUGAAGGUCAGUUUCAUAAUCAUAGUUCUGUUAAUGGUAGGAAUAGUAUCCGGUAAGAUAUCAACUAAAAAAGUUUCACCAGCUCCAUCUCCAUCUCCAUCUCCGGAUUCGUAUGCACCUCAAUCAGAAACCAGAAUGUCUCCAUCUCCUUCACCAUCGGACUCUCCAACAACGAUGCCUCCCGGUUACAUUCACCAGCCACCGUCUCUGUCACCGGAAGAAAGUGAUCUCAAAUACAAAGACGGUAGUGGAACAGAGAGGGAAAGUUCCUCAGGUGGCGGAAAGAAGGCUGGAAUCGCGGUUGGAGUGAUCGCAGCAGCGAGUAUGGUUGGUCUCGGAGGGUACGUGUUGAAGAAACGUAGAGAGAACAUUCGUCGAUCACGAUAUGAAUACGCCGCCACUGAGAUCUUCUGAAGAGACAGAAACUUGGUCAUGGAUGUGGUGUGUCGUUUCCUACGUUUUGAGUUAAUGUACAAUUUAAUCAGCUUUUGUCCUAACAACGGUGGUUAAAAUAUGCGGCUCCUAGAGCAUUACUCUUUAUUAUAGUCUCUAGCUUCGUUUUUUUUUUUUUUGGCAUCAGUUAUACCUAGCUAUGUUAUAUUGUUAUGGAACAUGUCAUGUCCAUGAAAGAUGUUGUAAAACUGGUAGAAAUCAUCAAUGUUCAAGAU
Messenger RNA from Brassica napus (rape), 2076 nucleotides. RefSeq names its product vegetative cell wall protein gp1-like. Bases 1406 to 1822 code for a protein of 138 amino acids. NCBI's taxonomy places the organism in Eukaryota, Viridiplantae, Streptophyta, Magnoliopsida, Brassicales, Brassicaceae. The record is from RefSeq and is a predicted model, not a curated record. The transcript has 2 exons.